AUGGGAGGACAGCCUGAGGGAAUGCAUCUGAUUUUGGAAAGGACUGAAGGAUGUAUUUCAUCACAAGCUGUGCAAAGUAGGGGCAUCAAAAAGGCCACGCCAGAAGAACUAUGCGUUACUUUAUCUGAUAAAAAGGGGUGCUUUGCUUGCAAUGAGAGGUCACACAACUUGGAUCAGUGCAAGAUAAAGUACAAACUUGUUUCUGCAGCACAUCAAUUUGGUUAUGCUACAAAAUUCCCAUUUACCGUUAUUUGGCCUUCAGAUGAGAUGGUUGAAAAGAAGAAAUUUUACCAUCAUUGCAUUCUCAUCAAAUCUAAUGUCACUAACUUGGACAAGGGUAUAUUGAAAGAUGAACUCAAGAUGUUUUGGAAGCUUUCUGGCGAUUGGGAGUUAAGGAGAGAAUGCAAUAUGACUUUCAUGGCCUCCUUCAGCUCGGAGGAUGACGUAAUAAGUUGUUUAAAGAACCCUAAGAUUGAAACAUUACUUCAGAAUAAGGAGGUGCAAUUGACUAUAACAAGGUGGAAGGAAAGCGACGAUGGAAGUCUUGACUUGGUUGAAGAGUGGCUUUUAGUGUGUGGGAUCCCAAGAAUAUAUAGAAACUGGAAGGAGUUAUAUCAGGUUGCUUCUGCAUUUGGAGUGUUGAUGGAUGUGGAUGAGGAAAGUUUGGAAGUUGGAGAUAAGGAGUCUAUUAGGCUGAAGACAGCGUUCAGAAGUUUUGACGGUGCUCCUUUCUCUUACUACUUUGCAUUUGGAUGGUCUUCAAAACUAGUAAUGGUCACAGCAGUACAAGACAAAACAGAAGGUAUGAAACAUAGAAAUAAAGAGUUAGACAAGGAGCAUAAAAAGGAACUGCAUGCAGCAAAAAGUAUAUUGCUAGAAGAGCCGAAGGGCAUUGAAGAGUCAAGAUCAAAUGGAAAGGCCAAAGAAAACAAAAUAAGUGCUCCAGCAGCCACAAUAACAAACUCUGAGAUAACAAUAACAGAGAGUUCAAAACCCAUAGCCCCAAGUCAACGAAGCAUGACUGGAGAAGAGCAUUUCAGAGGUAUACAAAAGCCGAAGGGCAUUGAAGAGUCAAGAUCAAAUGGAAAGGCUAAAGAAAACAAAAUAAGUGCUCCAGCAGCCACAAUAACAAACUCUGAGAAAACAGUAACAGAAAGUAUAGUUCUGGAAGAGCCGAAGGGCAUUGAAGAGUCAAGAUCAAAUGGAAAGGCUAAAGAAAACAAAAUAAGUGCUCCAGCAGCCACAAUAACAAACUCUGAGAAAACAGCAACAGAAAGUUCAAAACCUGAAGGGGUGCAAUCCAUUGGCCCAAGUCCACGAAGCAUGAUUGGAGAAGAGCACUUCAGAGGUAUACAAAAGCCUCCUAUCAAAUAUGUAUUCAAAAGGAGAGGUAAGAAGCAGCAAGUUACUGAAGCAAUAAACAAGAGCUCAUCAAAUAAAAUGGAUAAAGAAGUGGCUCCACAUAGCAGCAGUAAUGCCACAAGGACUGGAGCUUCAACUGGAUGUGAUAUGCUGGAUCAAAAAGAUUGUUCAAAAAUGGAACCCAAGAGGAAACUGAAUUUGGAAGAAAUAACUCCAGUAGGGGAAAGUACAAAGGCCGAAAAGCUUGGAGCAUGCAGAGAUACUGAAUACAAUAAUGUAGCUGCCCCUACAAUCAACUCGAAGAAGACACAAAUAUUAGGAGACACAUCAAGAAAUCCGAGAUAUGAGUUGAUCACUAAACAUACCAAAGGAGUUGGGAUGGAUCAAAUGGGAUCUGGUGUUCAAGGUCACCAAAAAGAUGCACCCAAAAUGGACACACGGCUACUUCCAAGUUCCGAGGAAGUUGUUAUCUAUGACAGUUUCAGUGAGAUGGGUCUUCAGGAGAAUCUACUCAAGGGAAUAUAUAAAUAUGGUCUGGGGAAGCCUUCCGUGGUCCAUCAAAGAGGAAUCGUGCCGUUAUGCAAGGGCUUUAGUGUGAUCCAUCGAUCUUUGUCUGGAACAACUGAGACAAUUUGCACCGGUGUACUGCAGCGACUUGAUUAUGGAUCUGCAGAAUGCCAGGCUUUGAUCCUUGUACCAACACCCAACUUAGCACAAGAGACCGUGAAAAUUAUUGGAGCACUUGGUCAGUUCCUUGGUGUUACAGCUCAAACUUGUACAGGAGGAACAAGUGCCCAUGCAUACCAGCAAACUAUGUCAAGGAGAGUUCAGGUUUUAGUUGGCACCCAUGAUUGCAUUCUUGACGUGCUGCAAAGGCAUGCAUUGUCUCCAGACCACAUUAGAAUGCUUUUUUUGGAUGAAGCAGAUGAACUACUCACAGGAGGUUCCAAGGACCAGAUCUAUAAUAUUAUCCUGCAUCUCCCAAAGAAAAUUCAGGUUGGGCUCUUCUCUGCUACCUAUUCCAAUGAAGGUAGACAGACUAGCUAUAGAUUAUUCAUGGAUAAGCCUGUGGAAGUCAUUGUCCCAAGAGAUGAAGAACUAAAGAAUGUCAAGCAGUACUAUCUGACAGUUGAGAAUGAAGAACUGAAGCUAGUAAAACUGUAUGAUCUUUGCAAGAUCACAGGGGUUGAACAACGACUUAUCAUCUAUGUGAACACAAAGGAUAAGGCCGUGUCCCUCGCAAAAGAUGUUGGCAAGCAUUACACUGUCUCGGCAAGCCAUGAUGGCAUGGAUCAGCGUGCCAGGGCCACGGCCAUCCAGAAGUUGAAGUCUGGGUCAUCCAGUAUUCUCAUAACCACUGACCAUCGAGGCACCAGUGCAAUACCGCAGGUUCCCAUUAUCAUCAACUAUGAUAUUCCAACAGAAUCUAUGCGAUACGUCCGUCGUCUUCAGCAGCAAAACAGACAGUUCAGGCAGCCAGUAAGUGUGGUCAUUAAUUUGGUAACUCCUUCUGAUCGACGCACCCUCACUGCCAUCACGAGAUUUUGCAAUAGAUCCGUGGGGGAGCUACCCUCCGACCUGAAAAUCUGA
Molecule: messenger RNA, 2952 nt
Organism: Miscanthus lutarioriparius
Lineage: Eukaryota; Viridiplantae; Streptophyta; Magnoliopsida; Poales; Poaceae
Source: the annotation of a GenBank genome assembly